Gregarina niphandrodes is the source of this 471-nucleotide messenger RNA. RefSeq lists its product as hypothetical. The coding region runs from base 1 to 471 and encodes 156 amino acids. The record is from RefSeq and is a predicted model, not a curated record. The transcript has 2 exons. NCBI's taxonomy places the organism in Eukaryota, Apicomplexa, Conoidasida, Eugregarinorida, Gregarinidae.
AUGAAAUUGGCGGUUGGUUUCUUCUUGCUUUCUCUGGCGCCGGUUUUCGGUGGGGAGUUGUCUGAUGUGCUGAACAAGCUCAAGCAGGCCCGACAAGACGAGCAAAUCGAGCAUCCUUAUCGAACGGUGGUGAAGGAUGUGGUGGAUGGGCUCAAGUUGAAAUUAGAGUCGGGUGCAUCCAACAAGGGGCUGAGAGGGGUUCAGCAGUUGUUGCAUCAGGAGGACCACGCUGCCCGCAAGGCUGAGAAACGUUCGAAGAAAUUAGGGGCUACAAUGGACGCAAUAGAGGAUGACUUAUGGGUGGAAGAGGCGAUAGAGGAGGGUGGUGAUGCUGCCCAAUCUGACGUCGAUUCUGAUGUUAGCUCUGAAUCUAAGUCUGGGGGUUUCAAUGCCAGCAAAUCUGCGGGUGCUUGGGAUGAAGAUUGGGUCGAUUGGGAAGGAGAGUGGGUGAAUGAAUUAAAAUUUUUAUGA